CACCAACCGUAUUUCCGGCAAAAUGUAAACAAUAACAUGUGGAUAUAUAUGUUUUCCAUUUAUCCCUUCAAUUCUUGAAACAAAAAUUAAAGAACAGAAAUCAAAGUUUACAGAAAACAUGAAGUUUGCAUACAAGUUUUCAAAUCUUCUGGGCUCAGUUUAUCGGAAAGGAAAUUUGCUGUUCACUCCAGAUGGAAACUCUGUCCUCAGUCCAGUCGGCAACCGAGUCACAGUAUUUGACCUUAAAAAUAACAGAUCGGAAACUCUGCAAAUUGAGGGUCGUAUGAAUAUAACAUGUAUUGCUUUGUCACCUGAUGGAUGCACAUUUAUUGCUGUAUGUGAAGAUGGGGAGGCAUUGUUAUGCAGUCUGGUGAGCAGGACAGUUCUCCACACCUACCACUUCCACGCCCCAAUACAUGCUGUCAGGUUUAGCCCAGAUGGCAGGAAAUUUGCGGUGACACGGGAGAGCAAGGUGCUGGUGUUUCACGCCCCUGGGAAGUCACGGGAGUACAACCCCUUUGUGCUGUACAGGACGUUCUAUGGGCCGUAUGACGAGACAAAUUGCCUAGACUGGACAUCAGACUCAAGUGCCUUCUGUGUUGGUUCAAAGGACAUGAACACUCGUGUCUAUGGAGCUAGACGAUUCUCAAACCUUAUUGUCUACUCCAUGAGUGGCCACAAUGAUGAAAUAGCUGGUGCAUAUUUUGAAGAAAACUCACUUGAUCUGUACACAAUCAGUGCUAAUGGUCGCCUGAAUGUGUGGGAGUGUGACACAGACCUGGACGGCCUGAAGCCAUAUGAGGCUCCCGAUGAGGAACAGAAGCAGGUAGAGGUGCCGGAGGGGGAGGAGAGUGAAGAAACACCAGACAAAGUUGUUAAGAUGACUAAAGAUGAAGAAGCAAAAAUGGUUGACAAAAUUUUGUACAAACGCACUGCAAGGCACACAUACAAGGAGGCACGAGGUGAGGGCGCCGGGUUUUCCAAGAUUACAAGCACAGCGUUCCACAAGCACACCCACAUCCUAGUGACCGGCUUCCAGGACGGCGUGUUCUUCCUGCAUGAGAUGCCAGACUUCAACCUUAUACACUCACUCAGCAUAUCCGACCAGAGUAUAGCGAGUAUUGAAAUCAACAAGUCUGGUGACUGGAUUGCAUUUGGGUGUGGAGGUCUUGGCCAGCUGCUUGUGUGGGAGUGGCAGAGUGAGACGUACGUGCUCAAACAGCAGGGUCACUACAACAACAUGAACUGUGUUGUCUACUCCCCUGACGGUCAGCACCUCGCCACUGGGGGUGAUGAUGGAAAGGUGAAGGUGUGGAACACAAGUAGUGGAUUUUGUUUUGUGACAUUCACCGAGCACUUGGCAGCCAUUACAGGGGUCAUAUUCAACCAGAAAGGUCAAGUUGUCCUCUCAUCAUCCCUUGACGGGACUGUGAGGGCCUUCGACCUCAACAGGUAUCGGAAUUUCCGCACAUUUACAUCUCCCCGUCCUUGCCAGUUUUCCUGCUUGACUAUUGACCCGAGUGGGGACAUUGUGUGUGCAGGCGCCCUUGACUCCUUCGAAAUAUUUGUGUGGUCCAUGCAGACUGGCAGAUUGCUGGAGGUGUUGGCUGGCCAUGAGGGCCCAGUAAGCAGCCUUAGUUUCAGCCCGUCACAGGAGCUGCUGGCCUCUGGCUCCUGGGACAAGACAGUGAAACUCUGGGACGUCUUCGAGAACAAGGGAGCCCGGGAGACACUCAACAUCAUGUCUGAUGUGCUGAGUGUGACAUUCCGUCCUGAUGGCGGGGAGCUGGCAGUGUCCAGCCUGAAUGCCCAGAUCUCCUUCUGGGACCCCCAGCUCGCCAAACAGGUUGGCUCCAUUGAGGGCAGGCACGACAUUGGAUACUCCAGGAAGGAACAGGAAAAAAUCACAGCAAAAAAGUCUGCCUUUGGCAAGGCGUUUAACACAGUGUGCUACUCGGCGGAUGGUCAAUGUGUGUUGGCUGCCGGCAGGUCCAAAAAUGUAUGCAUCUAUUCUGUUGCAAAUCAGAUGCUGAUCAAGAAGUUCGAAAUCUCAUGCAACAUGUCCUUUGAUGGAAUGGAGGAGUUCCUGGACCGGCGUAAGAUGACAGAGUUUGGGAGCCUGGCCCUAGUCGAUACUGAAGAAGGGAAGGAUGUCAGUCUCCCAGGGGUAAAGAAGGGUGACAUGUCAUCUCGCCACUGGAAACCAGAGGUGCGAGUUUCCUGUGUCCAGUUUUCACCCACAGGCCGAGCCUGGGCAGCUACCACAACAGAAGGGUUGCUAAUCUACUCCUUGGACAGCACCCUGGUGUUUGACCCUUUUGACCUGGAGAUGGACAUUACUCCCUCCAAUGUGAAGAGCACUCUGGCAAAGGGAGAGUACUCUACAGCUCUUAUGCUCAGCUUUCGUCUGAAUGAGCAGAGCCUUAUUCAAGAGGUCAUGGAAAAUAUCCCUAUUCCGGAUGUGGAAGUGAUCAUAAACAACCUCCCAGACAUCUAUGUGGACAAAUUGAUGGCAUAUGUUGCCACAGCGAUUGAGUCUACAGCCCACAUUGAGUUUUACCUUAUCUGGGCACGCCAGCUGCUCAUGCAGCAUGGACCCAGGUUGAAACAACGCUCUCAGUCCAUUAUGGCCGCUCUCCGCCUACUGCAGAAAAACGUCACCAGGAAGGCUGAGGAUCUUGGAAAAUUAUGUGACCACAACAAGUACAGCCUGCAGUACCUGCUGUCGCUGGGUAGAUGUAAGAGAAAGUUUGUCACCCAGGUGGGCUCAGACUCCGGGCUUGACCAAGAGGAGGAGGAAGGGAGCUCAUCUGAGGCAGAACUGGCCAUGGAGUCAUUGUCAGACUCCGACAGUGACCUCCUCAUGGACAACACUUGAAUUAAACUAUUCUUACUAUCUUUCGUAGUGUGCAUUAAAAAAUUAUAGUAACA
This is a messenger RNA of Mya arenaria, 2931 nucleotides long. Its product is annotated as periodic tryptophan protein 2 homolog. Gene Ontology annotation, cellular component: small-subunit processome; Pwp2p-containing subcomplex of 90S preribosome. The transcript has 20 exons. The coding region runs from base 119 to 2878 and encodes 919 amino acids. Lineage: Eukaryota; Metazoa; Mollusca; Bivalvia; Myida; Myidae. The record is from RefSeq and is a predicted model, not a curated record. Gene Ontology annotation, biological process: ribosomal small subunit assembly; maturation of SSU-rRNA from tricistronic rRNA transcript (SSU-rRNA, 5.8S rRNA, LSU-rRNA). Gene Ontology annotation, molecular function: protein binding.